GAGGUGGAAAGCUUCUUAAGUCAGAAAGAAAUUCCCAGGGAACGCUUCCCAAAGAAAAAUGGGCACCACGGGAAAAGUUAUUAAGUGCAAAGCAGCCAUUGCCUGGGAAGUAAACAAGCCCCUUUGCAUUGAAGAAGUUGAAGUAGCUCCUCCCAAGGCUCAUGAAGUUCGAAUUCAGGUGAUUGCCACCUCUGUAUGCCAUACUGAUGCCUACACCAUCAAUCCUAAAUUUAAGGAAGCUCUUUUCCCAGUGAUCCUUGGCCAUGAAUGUGCAGGAAUUGUGGAAAGUAUUGGGCCAGGAGUGAACAAUGUCAAACCAGGUGACAAGGUAAUUCCAUUCUUUGCACCUCAAUGUAAAAAAUGCAAGUUCUGUCUGAGUCCACACACAAAUCUUUGUGGAAAAAUCCGUAAUUUUAAAACUCCUAAUAUUGAUCAAGAAGUAAUGGAAGAUAAAACCAGCAGAUUUACCUGCAGGGGGAAACCAGUUUACCAUUUCAUGGGUGUCAGUUCAUUCUCUCAGUACACUGUGGUGUCCGAUGUCAAUGUUGCCAAAAUAGAUGAUGAUGCAAAUUUAGAGAGAGUUUGUCUGAUUGGAUGUGGAUUUUCAUCUGGCUAUGGGGCUGCAAUCAACACUGCCAAGGUCACCCCUGGUUCUACUUGUGCUAUCUUUGGCCUAGGAGGGGUAGGUCUCUCUGCUGUAAUUGGCUGUAAAAUAGCAGGAGCUUCCAGAAUCAUAGGUAUUGACAUCAACAGUGAGAAGUUUACAAAGGCCAAAGCACUGGGAGCCACUGACUGUCUUAACCCUCAAGACCUAGAUAAACCCAUCCAGGAAGUAAUUGUUGAAUUAACCAGUGGAGGUGUGGAUUUUGCCCUUGAAUGUGCAGGUGGAUAUGAAUCCAUGAGAGCAGCCCUGGACUGCACAACAGUAGGAUGGGGUUCAUGUACUGUUGUUGGAGUAAAGCCUGGAGAUAAAGAUUUAGAUGUUUCUCCAGUGGACCUAAUAGUGGGCCGUACUAUGAAUGGAACAUUCUUUGGUGGUUGGAAAAGUGUAGAUUCUGUCCCAAAGCUGGUAAGUGACUACAAGAAUAAGAAAUUUGAUCUGGAUGCAUUGGUGACCCAUAACCUGCCUUUUGAUAAAGUCAAUGAGGCAUUUGACCUAAUGGAACAAGGAAAAAGCAUCCGAACAAUCCUGACCUUUUGAAGAUGCCAGGAGCAAUUUGGAAUAUCUGAUUGA
Molecule: messenger RNA, 1234 nt
Organism: Castor canadensis (American beaver)
Lineage: Eukaryota; Metazoa; Chordata; Mammalia; Rodentia; Castoridae
Source: RefSeq, a predicted model, not a curated record